ACCCGACCGACGUCUAGAUCACCAACAAUCUGUAGCCGUUGCUGCAGCUAUCAACAAUUCACGAUAUUCUGAUUGUUGAACGCUCCAGCUCCUUCGCGUCGUUUACCCAUCCAUUCCGCUCUACAAAGCUGGCCACUCCGCCCACCAUGGCCUCCUUAAACCUGUCCAUCCACGGGCCCUCCAUCAAGAGCAGCUAUCAGGGCGUCAUCAACGGCCCUGCGCCAUCUUCGGCAUCUCCUACCUACGCACACUGGGCCCUUUUUUCCGUCCAGGCGCCUCUUUUGAAUGCCUUCCAAGACGCUGGGGCAAAAGAGAGCAUCCUGAAGGUCGAGAGCACUGGCGAUGGUGAGCUUUCCGACCUGAUCGAGGACUUCAACGAGGGUCGCAUUCAAUUUGCCUUCGUCAAAGUCAAGGACCCCAACAGUGGACUUCCUAAGAACGUCUUGAUUGCCUGGUGUGGCGGUGGUGUUCCCGAGCGAACAAAGGGGUACUUUACCAGCCACUUGGCCGCCGUCUCCAAGAUUCUUCACGGCUACCAUGUUCAGAUAACAGCACGCUCCGACGGAGACCUUUCUCCCGAGUCUAUUGUGCAAAAGGUUGCCGAUGCUUCAGGCGCCAAAUAUACCGCCGGCGGUUCGGCACCCGCGUCAGCCGUUGCCCCGCCCCCCGUUGCAAAGAAGCCCGUUUUUACCCCGACUACCUCUACAUCGGCCAGCUCUUUCAACCCCAUUGUUGCCGCGCGGAUCCGGAAUCACGGGGGCGAAGAUGACGACGGCUGGGGUGCCGAUGCACCGCCAGUCACGCGGACCCAGCUGGAGAAGGUCGCGUCUGCCUACCAGCCGACCAAGGUCAACAUUGCCGAACUCAGGAAGAACAAAGAUGACUUGCGUUCCGAUGAAACUCAGAAGCAAGAUGACCGGCCGGAAGACAUUGUUAAGGGUGGUUAUCAGCCUAUCGGAAAGGUUGAUAUUGCUGCUCUUCGCGCCCAAGCAAAGAAGACCUAUGAUGAUCGGCCUGUAACCGUGAAGGGAGCCUACGAACCGGUGGGUAAGGUUGAUAUUGCCGCCAUUCGCGCAAAGGCUCAACAACGUCCGACUGAACCGGAAGAAUUGGAGACGCCCAGGAGUCUGGCAGAGAGGACUGCUGUAUUUACGCAAGCAGAACGCUUGACCGAACUCCCCAAGCCCAAAGUUGCCAAGAAAUUUGUAGGCAGCGCUGCAUUUACUGGCACCAAAGCUCCUACGCCGGCUCCUCUCGGUUUCAGCUCGCCUGCAGUUCCUACCGCUACUCCUAUUGGGGCUGCCAGCAGAACAUUUGCGGAUCAGGGAGGCAAGACGCCGGCCCAAAUCUGGGCCGAGAAGAAGGCCAAGCAAGGCGGUGCAGUUGCAUUUGCGUCCACUCCCUCUCCCGCCGCUGCGCCUAUUGCUGCCCAGAAGAGCGGGAGCGAAUGGAAAAGCGGUUACGCGGGGAAGAGCUGGGCACCUGUGCAGGCACCCAAUUACAGCCGAGGUCUUGAAUCACACGCAACCGGAGAAAGCGCCUCGCAAGAGAAAUAUGAGCCUGAAGCACCUGCCUCACCGGCUGGCGGCAUAUCUGCGCUGCGCGAGAGAUUCAAGGAUACGGCACCUGUGGCGGUCAGUACGGGUUCACGGUCAGCACCAAGCGUGCCUUCUCCCGGCCCGGCCACUGGUGAAGAAGGGCAUACUCCGCCGCCCCUGCCAACCGGAAGCCGUCCUUCCGGUGGCUUUGCCCUUCCUGGUCUGCCAUCCCGGCCUUCUGUUGCUGACGCCGAGGAAGGGAACGAUGAAAGGCAGCUAGAAGAAGAAGUCCGUGCACUCGAAUCGGCCGACCAGCAUGAAGAUGAGCCUUCGUCCCCUGCCCGCAUCGCAGUCCCGAUUGCUCGGAGCGCAGUGCCUGAGGUGGAGCCAGCUGGCAAUCUGCCACCCCGUCCGGUGCCCGUAUCGCAGGAUCUACCGAAAGAAGAGGACCUCCCCGUAGAGGAGGAUACCCACGAUCCCCGUGCUGCUGCCCUGAAUGUUGCCAGCGAAUCUCUUGGCCAGGGUGUCGAGGUUCAGCAGGCUGGUUCAGAUGGUGGCAAGCGUGCUCUGGUACAAUAUGACUACGAGAAGGCCGAGGAUAAUGAGAUUGAUCUCCGGGAAGGUGACUAUGUCACCAAUAUUCAGAUGGUGGAUGACGAUUGGUGGAUGGGAACCAAUGCGCAAGGGGAGAGUGGACUUUUCCCUAGCAACUACGUGGAAGUCGUGGAGGACGAUGAGCCUGCUGCUGCUUUCAGCGCAGCCCCAACAGUAGCGGCGACUCAAGCCCCUGUUGUGCCUUCAUCUGCGCAGGCCGAAGCGGUAGCACCUGCAACUCCGGCCGAUCAAGUCGCUGGCCCAACAGCGACGGCGCAGUUUGAUUACGAGGCAGCAGAAGAUAAUGAGUUGAGCUUCCCCGAAGGAGCCACGAUUACGGGUUUGGAGUUUCCCGAUGAUGACUGGUGGUUUGGCCACUACAAUGGAGCGUCAGGUCUGUUCCCCGCCAACUACGUUGAGCUUGAUGCAUGAUUGAAGGCAAAGGUGUCGAAAUCCACGGUGCUAGUGAUGGAAAAUAGGCUUAUUCGAUAGUCUAGUUUAAUAAUUUUUAGUUGAAAGUUGACUAGUAAAUACAGUGGGGUGCU
Molecule: messenger RNA, 2677 nt
Organism: Neurospora tetrasperma FGSC 2508
Lineage: Eukaryota; Fungi; Ascomycota; Sordariomycetes; Sordariales; Sordariaceae
Exons: 3
Coding region: 147-2564 (805 amino acids)
Biological process (GO): regulation of actin filament polymerization
Cellular component (GO): actin filament; cortical actin cytoskeleton; plasma membrane
Molecular function (GO): actin filament binding
Source: RefSeq, a predicted model, not a curated record